AUGAUUCAUGAUACUGCUGUUAAUAAUUCUAAAGAAUCAGGAAUAACUACAGAAACCUCAAUUCCUCAUGAAAACCGACCUGGUAACAAUUCUUUACGAUCAUAUCGUAGCGGAGAUUUCUCUAGAAAAAUGAAACGAAAAGCAUCUCAGAUCAGUCAUCAUAAAGCUAAAUGUGAAAUAAGAAACGCACCAUGGACGCCCGGUGAUGAUUAUUUAUUGAUAAAUUCCGUUGUCAUGGUAUGUAACCUUACAGAAGUGUAUCACACUGUAAGAUUCGCUGUUCAUUUUACGGAGAAAGAAGUUGAACGUCGUUGGCGUGAUUUAUUAUUCGAUCCAAUCGUAUCUAGCACUGCGUUGAAAGCAAUCGAGCAACUUCCUUCGUUUAUGAAAUCCCAAUUAGAUAGACAAAUACCAUUCAGUUCACAAGAGGAUAAUGUUAUAGCUCAAAUUUCUUUCUCCGAUGUCUAUCCAGACGGUGUGUUCAAAUCGCUUAAUAUACAUAGUUUGAAUCCCUCCAUAUUUACAGAAAUUUUGCGCAAAUAUCCUACAGUAUUCUAUCAUGGACGAGAUGAACUAGAUUUAUAUCGUCAGUGGUGUCGCUUUUACAAUUGUCAUUGCAUCAUUGUAAAAGAUGGUGUAAAGUUGAAGUCAACACCUAACGAUAACACCUCAUUAUCGACUUCAACAGAUGUCGAAACAACAGAUACAACGAAAAGAGCUAUAAAAAAUCGUGACAGUAUAUCUUUGCUGAAAAAUGUUAAUUAUUCUAAUUCCAUAGCAUUAGGUGGUGAUCCACAAAGUUUUUCUGAUGCAGAAUUAUUAUUACAGGAGACAGUAACGAAUGCAGUCGUUGCAGGAAUCCCUAAAUUAACCGAACCAUCGACAGUGUCACGUAGACAACAUAUGUUAAAUCAAACAUCAUAUCAUGGUUUCCAAGGUCUUGUUACACAAACAGUCUUGGAAGUACUACUUAAAGAAUAUUCUAGUCAAUUAAACGAUACAAUUGUACAUUCUAGUCUACAGCAUCACUCUUCUCCGACUUCUGCCGCUUCUUCAUCUUCAACAACAGCAACAACAACAACGUCUACUACACGUGGAGCAACAGCAACAGGUCUAGAGUUGAAAUCGUCAAUUGGCCAUGAUCAGAGUCACUCCCUACUAAUACAAGAAACAAGUAAUAAAUCACAUUUAUUGUCUUUUAUAAGUUCAUCAUCUGUACCGCCAUUACUAAGUAAUCAAGAAUUUGAUUUUAAACGUCGAUUAGAAUUACAUCGACGUCGCGGACGUUUGUGGGCACGUUUACGUCGAAAUAAAGAAGAGGCUAGACGUUGGACACGUCUAGUUGAAAUGUUUGUAUCUAAUGGUCUAGAAAUAAUGGAUCCGCAACCAAUUUAUCCAGCAUUAGCAUCUCUUACGGGAUCAAGAACACAAUUUCUGAUAAAAGAAAAAAAGGUCAUAUUUGGUCGUAAUUCAUUCGUUUAUCAACCGCAUAUCGAUUUAUCAAUGGAAGGUAUUGACAGUGGUCGUAUAUCACGUUGUCAUGGUCAAAUACGCUUAAGUAAAGAUGGUAUAUUUUGGUUAACUAAUUUUUCAUCUCAUACUGUUUAUGUUGAUGGUAACCCGAUACUAACAGACGAAGAAGUUGAGCUGAAGGAUUUCGCGACAAUUUUAAUUGAUCAUAUCACAUUGAGAUUUGAUGUGAAUCAUGAUUACGUGAAUUGGAUAUGUAGUAAUGAUAGUACUACUGCCACCACUACUAAUAGUAUAGAUGUUUAUAGUUGUGGUAAUGAUAAUAGUGAUACGAGGCAUUCUAUUAACAAUAAUCAUUAUGACAGCGACAAAACUCUGAUAAUAACAUAG
Messenger RNA from Schistosoma spindalis, 1860 nucleotides. The record is from the annotation of a GenBank genome assembly. Lineage: Eukaryota; Metazoa; Platyhelminthes; Trematoda; Strigeidida; Schistosomatidae.